AUGUCCUCCAUCUCACUCACUCUGCCUCAAUGGCCCCCUCUAAAUCCAAACCCAAAACCAGAUCAAUCUACUUCUCCAGUUCGUUUGAAGCUCCUCAUCGACAAAAAGCAUAAAAAAGUUCUCUUCGCCAAAGCUAGCAAGGAUUUUGUUGACUUUCUCUUCACCCUUCUGUCUCUACCCGUUGGCAUUGUGAUUAGGCUCCUCUCUAAGAAACGCAUGGUCGGUUGUUUAGGCAAACUCUACGGCAACUUAGAAAACCUAAACGACACAUACUUGCAACCCAACCUCAACAAGGAUGUCCUUCUAAAACCUAAGAAGCUACCAAUGGCAAUUGGUGGCUCCUAUCAACUUCUUCCUGCGUUGACUGACGGUGAAUCAAACGGUAAAAGGUUGUAG
Prunus armeniaca (apricot) is the source of this 396-nucleotide messenger RNA. The record is from the annotation of a GenBank genome assembly. NCBI's taxonomy places the organism in Eukaryota, Viridiplantae, Streptophyta, Magnoliopsida, Rosales, Rosaceae.